AUGAAUUUUGAAAAUUUUAUGCCAAAUUUCCCAGAUACCAUUGGGGGUUGGGAAAAACGGAAGACAGUCAAAACGGAUGAGUCCAAAGAGCAGAAAAGAGCUGAAGAAGAUAAUACAGCAAAGAACGAGAAAAUUAAACCAAAAACUGCGGUAGAGAAUAGCUUGAUUACGUCAAGUACUGCAACAGUAGAUUCAACUGCCACAGGGAAGAUACAACUUGAGCUGGGAAAGACCUGUGAGAUUGCACCAAUAACAACAACAUUAAAACUAAAGGAUACUUCUAAAUGUGAUAAAAAGAUUACUGACGACAAGAAAGAAACCAACAACAGUGGUAAAAUGAAAGUCGGGAAAAAAGUGACAAGAAAAUAAAAGUCAAAGCUAAUAAAAAAUAAGCAAUUUGUCCAUAUAACUCACAUAAUUGUACUUUAGAAAUUC
Molecule: messenger RNA, 435 nt
Organism: Loa loa (African eye worm)
Lineage: Eukaryota; Metazoa; Nematoda; Chromadorea; Rhabditida; Onchocercidae
Exons: 3
Coding region: 1-369 (122 amino acids)
Source: RefSeq, a predicted model, not a curated record